AUGUCGAAACAAUAUCUCUCUUGGGGCUCCGCGGACAAUGCGCAUCUUGCCGAUAUUUUCUCACUGGCGGUGACAGAUAAGCAGAUUCUGUCUGCCUCGGGCGCCUCCUCCAUCAAAGUGCAUUCUACCACUGAUACCGAGUUCCCGUUGAUACAGUCUAUUGAUGGCGCUCACAGCACUGGCUGCCACCAUCUUGUGACUGAUGCGCAAGGUAUCCGAGCGGUCAGCGCUGGAUUUGAUGGACAAAUCAAGGCCUGGUCUUGUCACGAUGAUCAUUGGGUGGCAGAUAAAAAAGUGACUGCCGACCUCAGUGGCGCGGAUGCUUGGGCGAUAGCACUUUCUGAAGACGGGCAAUAUCUUGCUGGCGUCACACAAGAAGGGCGCGUCAAUGUAUGGGAUUUAGCUGCAGAUGCCACUCGGAUUCGAGACCAUGAGACAAAAGGCAGCUUUGGUAUUUGCAUUGACUUGUCUCCCGAUGGUCGAUUGAUUGCUACUGGUCACGAAAAUGGCGCAGUCUACAUAUUCACGACUGAGACAGGCCGCAUGCCGUUUUCCCUCUCAGGCUUGGUCAACCCUGUGCGGGCCGUAGCUUUCUCCCCACGGAGCAAAAUUCUAGCAGCAGCUGGCGAUUCCAAGGUGAUUGUACUGUACGACACCUCAUCAGGUGAACAAAUUGCCAACCUCUCAGGGCACACUGCGUGGAUUCUGUCCCUCUCCUGGAGUAAUACAGGCGAAUACCUUCUGAGCAGCUCAUUUGACGGCAAGGUCAAGGUCUGGUCCAUGGAAACCAAAACCUGCGUUGCCACACACUCAGAAACAGAAAAGGCCGUUUGGAACGCCAGAUGGCUUCCUAAGAUCGGUAAGACAGAAGGGUUUGCGACUGCUGGCGCGAACCGCAGCAUUGCAUUUUACCGCGAGGCCACUGGUUAA
Molecule: messenger RNA, 930 nt
Organism: Penicillium paradoxum
Lineage: Eukaryota; Fungi; Ascomycota; Eurotiomycetes; Eurotiales; Aspergillaceae
Product: SKI complex subunit WD repeat protein SKI8
Exons: 7
Coding region: 1-930 (309 amino acids)
Cellular component (GO): Cdc73/Paf1 complex
Molecular function (GO): protein binding
Source: RefSeq, a predicted model, not a curated record